GUAAAUCUGUAAACGAAAAGUAAGCACGCAUGUUGCAGCAAAGAGUGAAGAAAACAUAAAUGUGACGUUGGUCAGGUUUGCAGAUCUGAGAACACUUUGAGGAGUAAAAAAAAGAUAGGAGUGGUCCUUAAAGGCUUGAAACCAAAACCCUUAUACUCCUUUAUUAUCAUCCUGGUGACUGAGUACAUUUCAAAGUUCUCUUUCUCAGUUUUGGUGCCCCCGUGGACAAAAAUGGUACACUUUGUCUUUUUGCUGAUUUUGUCCUGAACAUGCUGUUUUACAGAAAAGUAAUGUGCAUCACACCACUCAUUGUGGACCUUUGUCUGUGAACCAAGUCUUCUGCGGUUUGCUGUUAUUCUCUAUGUCUGACACCUGCCCUGACUCCAGAGUUCAUCUUUUAGAAGAUGAUUUUUUCUGAGUUUGUCUCUUAUUUCCAACUAAAGCACAAAAGCUGCAAGUUCGCCUUAAAUACUCUGCAACAAUGCUGUAAAUCUAGAUUUCAGCUGUUUGCUUGCUUGCUUGCUUGCAGUUCUUGCAGGCAAAUCUAGGCACUGAAAGCACAGCCCAUACCAGAUCCACAGAAAAAAAACUAUUUCCCUGGAAGGAGAAGGGAUGCUCGUUUGAUAACAGCUGUGUGCACAUUUAUGACAGACAUGAGAACUAAUAGUACGAAAGUGGCUACAAGCAGUGAGUGACACUCCCUAUAUCAGCUUAUCUUGCUAUAUGUUCGGACCUCAUCUCCACGACAGUUUCACACCAAUUCACACCUUGAUUCAUGCGACUCUGAUGACUCUCACAUGACUGCCGUGUGGCCCUAAGACUCACAUGUGACCUCAGGUGACAUCAACACGUGAAGCGGUCAGAAAAGGUUAGAGCGACCCUGCAAGCUUCAGCGGUCAGCAGGAAUGAUGCAGCCCGCUGGAAAAGAGCCAGAUUAUCUUUGGGAUUGAUCAAUCCGACUCAAUUAUAAGGGAAAUCUUUAUAACAGAAACUUUAAGAGAGAAAAUUAUAAAUAAAAUAAUAAUAAAUAUAUUGUUCGUAUAUCUCUCUCUUUCCUUAAACAAUCAAAAAAACAUUAUCAUAAUACAUAUUUCGAUUUAUGGGAAUAAUGAAGAUUAUAGGGAUGAUAUAAAAGGACAAUUUGUGGAAGAAAGCGGAAAAAAAACACAACAGAGCAGGUGUGAGGAUGAGAUUGUACAAUGCUGCCACCUAGUGGCCACAGGAUGCUUGCAGACUUAUUUUCAUAACUGAUUCAAUUUGAUCCUGUUACACCAGUCUUUAAAAAUACAAGCCCAGUUUUUUUAAAGGUAAAUCUUUAAGGUUAAUGUUUAUUUCACAAACAUGGUGGGUCUCAAUAAAAAGGACUUUCUAUGUAAUCAUUUAAGCAAAAAACAUCUCCAAUUUUUAUUCAAAUAAGAAAUAUAAAGUACAAUAAGUGCAUAUGUACACUGCAUGGCAUGUCCUAUAUAAAAACACUAACAUAUUAACCAUAUUUCAUCAACAUUACAAUUACAAUAUCUAUUCUUUUGCACCUAUGCUUAAAUUCUUAGAGUCUAUAUCGGCCUGUUGUGUUUUGUAAUUUUUUAAAAUGUUUUAAUGUUUUUUAAUUUCGAUAUCUGGACUAUUUCAGGGCGGGUUUUUACUCAGUCUACGGAGGGGAGUGAGGCCUCUGUGGUUUGGAGGUUGUGCAGAGAUGAGCGCGCAUUUUUCUCACGCAUACACAAACAGACAGACACACACACACAGAGAUAGAGAUAGAGAGAGAGAGAGAGAGAGAGGUAGGUUCACACCUCCUGCCUGCUCGUCAUGAGCCGCAGUGACAGGAAGCGUCUGUCGUCGCUUUCUUCUCUCAUGUUUGGGUGUUGGAUGUUUUAUUUGAGCAGCUGCUGAUCUCUUCAACAGUAACAACGCAAACCGCUUAUUGGUCUAUUUCACUUUUUUUCACGCAGAUCAGUGAGAUUAAGAGGUUAUUGAAUAUUUUCAUCACUUUUGUUAGAAGCAGCAUUUGAGAUCUUGAAAGCUGGAGAUGGCUUCAGGAGGUUUGGGGCUGACCGGGGAUCUGAAUCAGGACAUCAGUCAGGAGGAGUUGGACUUUUCAGAACUGUUUCUGUAUAACACAGCUGGAGAGGACUUCCCUGGCUCUGAUCAAGGUGUGUAUGAGGCAGAUAUCUCAAAUCAUAUCAUUUCCAUAACGAUCAGUUCUCUUCCUCGUACAGGGGAGAGUGGGUUAAGUUGAACCAAAGGGUAAGUUGAGCCACCCCUUGUUGCUUGGGAAAGGUAAAAGAAAUUGAUCAUGUGACCAAAUAUUUAGGAGAUGGGCAUCAAUUCAUGGAGUCUGUGAAGGUUAGAAGCACAUGAGUGAAGGGGUUAGACAUUUAUUUACAAAAAAAUAACAUUUUCGACCCCUGAAAGUGAAUUUAGUCUGUCAUCAGUUUGAUUAGAAUUGUGUUCAGACCAAAAAAGAUCAUGUAAUAAAUAAAAAUACAGAUGAAUGUGAAGAAGUGACUGUUAUUUAGGGAGAGAGAAGGUGAGGGAGGGCUGGGGUGGAGAGUGGGGGGUCAGCAGGGAUACGGCUCAACUUACCCCACUCCUAUGGUCAACUUACCCCGUUCACAGGGUAAGUUGACCAGGGGAGACCACUAUUUUGGCUAUAUUAUCAAGAUUACAGUUCUGUUUACACUCAUUCUGUUGGUUUUCAGGGAUGAACAACAUCUUGAAAUAUCUGCAGAUUCACUAGUUAGAGACAAAACUAUGAUUGUCUCGAUGUAGUGAUCAGAAAUAUGAAAAAUGGCUCAUCUUACUCGCCCCUACUACCUUAUUAUUAGUGUAAAGAACGUCGGUUUAAUAACGGUUUGGUUAUAUUUAGCAGUAUUUAAGUGGCUGUGGGAUUUCCAUUAGGAAGCACUUGGCUGUCAGGUUCUUCUGUUCGACUGUAUUCCUCCUCUUUUAAGUGUCAGUAAGUCAGAGGGACAGCAACAAGAACAGAGUCCUGCUUCUCUCACGUUUGUGAAAAAGUUCUCUUUCACACGAAAACAAGUUUUUUUUUUCUUGACAUUUUAGUUGUAGUAAGAUCACAACUAUGACUAACUCCAUCACCAGGAGGCAGUUUUCAAUUUCAUCCGAUGAGGUGGGAAAGUUUUCUGAGUUCACUAACUGAUGGCAGCACAUGGACCAGCAAAGGUCAUUUAGAUCGAAAUCAGGUUUAAGUUCUUGUUGAGUUUGAGAAAGAAAAAUCUUUAAAAAUACAAUAAAAACUGAGCAUUAAGGGUAAAGAAUAGAUUCAGUGUGUUGAACACUUUGCAUAUACAAUCUAGGUUGUGUGCAGAGUGCCGCCUGAUGCAACUUUGCUGUUUUCUGUCAUGCAAAUGCAUCAAAGAGCCUCCCUCAGAGCUUCAACAGCAACGUUUUUCAGAUACAGAUGCACAGAAAGUUAAAUAUCAGGUAAAUACACAUAAUAUUUACUACUGGUGUGUAUUAUCUAUCAGGCAGGAUUGUCAAAGGGAUGUAAAGACUUUGUUGAGCUGCAACCAAGAACAAAUAAGCUCAUGUGGAAGGUAGGGAUGCACUGAUCCGAUAUUUGAAUCAGAUAUCGGCUCCGAUAUUGACAAACUAACAGGAUCAGAUAUCGGAUGAAAGAUGCCGAUCCAGUUUUCAAAUCCAGUCUUUUUUUUUUCCUGUUAACUAAUUUUUCUUUUAAUAUAUGGUAGCCUCACCUGUUUUUGCUGCAUGCUAAUGUGCAGUUUGUUAUUUGUUAAUAAGUAUUAAAUAAAUUUAUAUCUGUGAUCUUUUUUUGUUGUUAUUUUAACAAGGCUAAUAUAAAGCCUGAUGUCUACACUCACAGAGCAAGGUAUACAGUUCAUUCAUUCAGAUUGGUAUUGGAUAUCGGCCGACACGCUCAGCUCAAGUAUUGGUAUCCAAUUGGAUCGGGGAAAAAAGUGGAUCUGUGUGUCUCUAUUGGAAGGGAGAGUUGGUCUUUAUAGACCGUAACAUUUAUUGAUCCUGUAUGUUACUCCAGCACGUCUGGACUUAAAGCCUCAACUUUACAGCGAAGCAGGGGAUGUGUCCUCCAUCUAUGAAUUAAAUGUAUGAAAUGAAAAUAAUGAAUUCGGGUCUUUCACUGAAAACAGAAGCCAACAGUAAAACGUGGACGUAUCUCCUGAGAUUCACACGUCGGUUUGUGGAUUAACAUUUUGAAGUUUUGACGUUAUUUGACAAGUUUUUCCAGAAUGAUUCCUUUUUCCCUCGUCUUUUUUGUUGGAUUUCUGGUUUCGUAGAUCAAGACUUAAGUUGAUUCUUUCUUCUUGUUGAGUGUCUUUGGAUAAUGUUUCCCUUGAAUUUGCAUUUUACAAGUAAUUAUUGAUGAUUGAUUGAUCCCUGAUGAUCAUUUCUGUUGGUUUUCCACAGAUGACUCAGGUCCUCUCCUCCAGAACGAUCAGCAGCCUCCUCUGCUGGUCGUCGAUCAUCACAACUCCUAUAUCACCUCCUCAAAUCAAGCAGCUUCCUGUCAGGACCCCUCCGCUCACACCUCCACCACAGACCACCUCGCAGAAGCUGUGCUGGACUCUCUGGGGCUGACAUCGAGACCUGGGACUAUUCCUGCUCCCAGUCCCAGGAUUGAGAUCACUCCAUCAGGGGACUCUCUCAGCUCUCAGACCCUGCAGCCGAGCCCUGGCACCAAAGCUCUGGGGACCUACAGGGAGUGUGUGAGUCCUGCCAGCAGUAACUCCUCCACAGGUUGGCCCGCAGAGGUCUACUCUCCUUUGGUUUCACCCUGCGUCUCUCCGUCUAAUGGAGCCAGCUGUGGCGGCAUGACAUUGUCUGCUUUGGACCUCUGUCCAGGCCUCCAGAACAUCAACACCUCCUCUGUGCACUCCUCACCUGGAGCCUCGCCUCGAAACAGCAUCACAGAGGAUACCUAUCUUUUGCCCCAGAACCAGCGCUCUGUCUCGCCGCUCCCACACCAGCGCUCUCGCUCCGCCUCACCGCAUGGAAAACGCUCCUAUGACCCGACCAGUCCCUGUCAAGGGGGCACUCCCAUCAAGCAGCGAUCCCGAAGCCCCAGCCCCAUCCCAUCUCCCCAUGAGCAACAGGUCUCCUACUACCUCCACCAGUAUCAGGCCCAGGCUGAGUUCCAGCCUCAACCUCAGGCCUUGACUCCAGGCGUGGAGGAGAUCAUGAGUAGCCUGAACUCCAGUCUACCCAGAGCGAUGACCUCUGCAGGGGUGAGAGACGCACACGGACAGGCCCAGAGGCCGGACUGUGUUUACGGGGAGGGGCUUGACUGGGCCUUCGAGCACGAGAGAGUGGGUCGGGCGGGAGCUCCAGAGAUCAAGUCUGAACCUCUCUACGUGAUUCCUGCUGUGUGGCCCAACCCCCAUCCAGUCCACCACGGAGCGUACAGGUGUGUUAUUUCACCUUUCUUCUUAACAACAAUGAAGUAGUCAAAUCACAACCACACAGAAACUCACAGGAAGAGUAUUCAAACUGAGAGAGGAAUGGGUUUUUAUUAUUAUGCACUCAGAAAAUAAAGUUGAAAUGUUGAGAAUAAAGUCAAAUUUGAAAGAAGAAGAAAUUCACAAAACUCUGGGGUGACGCAGGCCUGGCGGUCUGAGUGCACGCCCCAUGUGUCGGGAUUGUGCCUCUUACAAAUGACCCUGGUUUGGUUGCAGUCUGUGGCUUCCUUCCUAAGUGUCACUCCUUGCUCUAUCUCCUCGUUUCCUCCUCUUUCUAGUCCCGUCCUCUCCAGUAGAGGCACAAAAAAAAUCAAAAAUGAGCAAAAAUGGAAGAAAAAUAAGUUGAAAUUCAAUGUAGGUAAAAGUCAAAAUACAAUGUUGAAGAAAAAGUUUCUUAGUGUAGGUGUCAUACUUUCUUGGAUUUGUUUCAGUGCAGUGUCAAUGUUUAUUAAAAACACCAGAGUCUAAAGAAAAUAUUGAAUCUUUUCUCAUAUUUAUAUGAUGAGGAAGAGAAGAGGAGAUGGCUGAAGGUGAUCGUUUUAGCCAAAUUCAGGAAGAGCUGAAAAAAAAAAACUUCUGUAAAGUUUGCACAAAAGUUAUCAGACUGAUGUAUCACAGAGUGAAAUGAGUAACCUCAAAAAUGUCAGAUGACGGACUGCACAGAUGAGCAGAUAACAUGUUGCAUUUCUGCGUGUUGGACACGUGUUUUGAUGCAUUCGCUUUUUUCACAAAUAAAAAAAAGAGCUGAUCAAGAGUUAACCAGUGAGAGAGGGAGCUUUUCAAUCUGGAGAGAGUUUUAAAUCAGUUAGAAAGAGACUGAAAACACAGGGAGGAGCAGCAAAAUAAUCGAACCAGCAACUGCUGCAACAAGGAUGACUGAAAGCUAACAUACACUUUGACCUCAUUUAUGAAAUUGUAUUUAGACUUUUUAUGAAAUUUCAACUUAAAACACAAAAUUAUUUUUCAACUGAAGUCUUGGCAUUUUUACUAUUUGCUUGAAAAGCAAAACAAAAAAAAUUCUCCUGUUUUUUUGUUUUAUCAUUCCUUUACUCAAAUACUCUUGCGUAGUAUGAAGUUUGACACAUUAACAAAGAUAAAGAGAAUAUAAACCACAAUACUCUUUAUGUUGUUUGACUUUUAAUUAUAAAAUAAAGCCCAGUGUAGUGGCUAUUCUGACCUAAAUUUUAGUCACUGUCUAGAUGUAGGACUGAGGUGUUUUUGACACGCUUCUGGUCCAAUCCAAGGUUAAGUUUUGGGUUAUUUUUUUGCCAUCUAUUGAUUUCAUGAAAAACAAACAAAAAAGACAGACACAUCCAACUUACUCUGACGGUGAUGUACGUGAUGAAGGUGAGGGUGGUGUCAGAGAUUAGCGGUAAAAACCACGUGCUCUUCCCAUUCCCCGGAUCACUGCUUCACCUGUGUCCCUUUGUAGCAUUUACCUGCUCAUUUACCUUGAGUGCCCCUUGUGGUGAUUGUGAGAGUAACAAAACUAAACCUUAAAAAUGAUCUAGAUAAAAUGGCUCAUACACCCAGGAAUGAAAAGUCACUUUUAAGCAGAAAAAAAGUUCAUUUUUCUGGUACAUAAAAGUUGUAACAUCAUAUAAACGCAAAGGCGUGUUCACUUGGUUUUAAGGGUAGUGGAUGCCUACAACACUGUUAUAAAAUUUGAUCCUGCCACAAAUACACCCUUCAUAUCCUAAAAUGUAAUUUUCUUUGACUCGUGUCUGUUUCUGUCUUUCUUUCCCCACAGUGGUCUCCCUGUGGCUCCACUUCCAUCUUUAGAGUGGCCAUUACCCAGUCAGAUGGCUCAGUACCAGCUCCUCAUUCAGCAACAUCCCAAAUCCUACCACAGAGCUCACUAUGAGACCGAGGGGAGCCGCGGGGCCGUCAAGACGUCGAACGGAGGACAUCCAGAAAUUCAGGUUUCUUAAUAACUCUACUCCUGUCUGUAAAAGGGUGUGGCAUCAUCAAAUGUGGGAUACAUGAUGGUUUUCCUGAAUGAUGUUGUGUUUAUGUAAAGCAGACAGUUAUGCAAAUAACGACACAGCCUCAUGUCUCAACUCCCACAACACAGAGACAUUUAUUAGACAUUUACACACUGCUCCAAAAUACACCUGUUGUUACUUAUUGAUUAUGAGUGGACUGACUUCAUCUGCUGCUCUGGUUGGAUUAUUACUCUGCCAGUGCUGCACAAACAGAGCAUGCAAAGCAGUUUUCCUGCUAUGCUGGUUCGAUAGCGACUUGUGAAAUCGCCCCCUCAGAGACGGCAGAUCUGCAGUUGUAAUUUGUUUUCCACCGCCGAGGGCACUGAUGCUAUUAUCGUCGCUUUAAUUCAGUGUGAAGCAUUCAUUUAAUCGCCUUUGUUGUCAUUACCAGCUCUGCGGAUACCAAGGCACCGCUCCUCUGGCGCUGCAGGUGUUCAUAGGGACGGCUGAUGAGCGACUCCUGAAGCCGCACGCCUUCUACCAGGUCCACCGCAUCACCGGAAAGACGGUCACCACGCCGAGCAUGGAGAGGAUGAUCAACGGGACCAAAGUGUUGGAGAUCCCCCUGGAGCCUAAGAACCACAUGAGAGUAACGUGAGUAGACAAAAAGACGCUGUAAGAACUUUGCCUCCAAAUAUCGUUAAUUUGUCAUUUUAAUCAUCUAGCUUCUCUUGUCUGCCUUGUGGUUUGUCAGCUUCCCCCUCCCCUACCUGUUGCUGCUGAUUGAAACAGAAUAAACCUCUUUCUAUGUGUCUGAGAGCUUCCAAGAAACACCCACCGGUUAUUUACAACGGCAUGUGAACUUGGCGAAUUAUGACUCAGUACAGGAUCGCGGCUAAAAAACUUUCAGUGAAACUUUAACUUCUGAAAUCAAACGAGACGGAUUUGAAAAACCCCACAGACUUUUGUAAGAAGAGAAAGCAUUUUGGCCUCGUUUCAGAACACUUUUAAUGUCAUCCGUUUCUCUACAACAGGAUAGACUGUGUGGGAAUCCUGAAGUUGAGAAACGCCGACAUCGAGUUGAGGAAUGGGGAGACGGACAUUGGGAGGAAAAACACUCGAGUGCGUUUGGUGUUUCGUGUCCACGUACCUCAACCUGGAGGCCAGCUCGUCUCUCUUCAAGUUGCAUCUGAUCCUAUUGAAUGCUGUAAGGAGGGUCACUGGAUUAUUGCAUGAAUGAAAACUUGAAUCUCUACCAAAGGGUUUUGCUUAUACUGUUUCUUACCUCAGUUUGGUCUUUUAAACGACUGUAUCUCUCUUUCUUCAGCUCAGCGCUCAGCUCAGGAGCUCCCUGCAGUCGAGAGGCAAGACCUGGACCGGUGUUCUGUGCUUGGCGGUCAACAAAUGGUCCUCACAGGGCAGAACUUUACAUCGGACUCCAAAGUGAUCUUCUCGGAGAAGACACAAAGUGAGGACGCGAAUUUUGACCAGAUUUCUAUCCCAUCAUGUGAGCAAGGAUUACGUUAACUCCCUGUAAAUCUUUGUCAGAUGAACCCCAGUUUAAUUAUGAAAUAAUUACUUUGACUUAAUCCGCUUUAUGAAGGAGUUACUGCUUGUCCAUCUCAGUAUUUUUUAACCGACGAGAACAACAAACCCUUCAUUAUUGCUGUAACUGUAACAAGGAUAUCCAAGCUGCUGCAGGAUCUGAUUCCUUUUUAACCUGUUGACUAUUUUUCUGUAUAUUUUCCAGAAAAUGCGCUUUAAUUUUAGAUGAUUAGGUGUGGAUACUUGUAGUUAAGAUUCGCAGUUACUCGAGGGUGUUUUAUUGAUGAGGAAAAUAAGGACCGUUCUCAGGGCCCAAACACGACAGGAACCAUAAAAUAUCCUUAAGGGUUUGUGUUAGUGAAGUGAUUGAGCAAUUCACCUCUGAGUCGUGGGCGGAGUCAGCGCUGCCCUGCACACUCCUCUUUAAACUAGUUUGUAGUCUAACAUUGUUGGUGUAGUAGAAGUGGCAGGUAACAUUGCAGCUAUUCAGCUCUCAGACACUAAUGUUUUUGUGGACAUGAUGAAAGUUAAUAUAGUUAGCUUUCUUACAAACAUUGCAAUCUGCUAACCCACACACUUGUUCUGUGAUUUUUCUGUCUACUUCUCUGAGUCUGGCCUGCAUAGCAGGGCUCUGGGGGCGGAGCUUGGAUUUGUGACAUAGGAAAUCUCACUGUGUCUAAACCUGCUGUUUGGGUCUGUGAGAGAUUCACAGAGAUUUGAAAGCAGAAACGCCCAGAAAUGCAAUUUGACACUUAGUUUUCUCAUGAUAUGUCCUGUAGCAUCAGUAAAAUGAACAUAUGAACAUGUAGACAACAAGAAAAAACAGGAUUUUCAUCGGAGUGAGUCUUUAAGCGCUUGUGUUAGUGAAGUGGUUGAGCCUCAUUUUCUAUCAUUUCACAGGGCCAUAAAUCUCAGGCAGCACCUCUGCAUUUACCUCUCCACAAAAUGGAUUAAAAGGGAGUAUACUGUGUGUGAAAACGGGAGACCAAGCAGCACUUAAACUUCUCUUUGGUCUUUGACAGUUCUUCAACUAACUAAAGCAACAAGAGCUUGUCUAGACUGGACUCUUAGUGUCAUUUAAAAAAACCAAACAUCAACAUAGAACAAGAUUUAAUAUUUCAUUUCCAUCUAUGUAACUUACCCAUCUUAUCAGAGUUGCUGUUAGCGAACAUUAACAGGCAGCAGCAGACACUGAAUCACCUCCACAGGCUACAUUAAAGCUAAUAAAAUCUGCUGACCGGUGUUUAAAGCUCAUAAUUUAAGUUAAAUCUUGAGAAUACCUGCAUAAAGGAGGCGCUGUGGUUAUGAGGGUGGUAUUAAAGAGUGUGGACAGAGAGAGAGAGAGAGAGAGAUGUGUGCGGUUUGUAGAGAAACUGUUGAUGCUUGUGUUUUUGUUUGUUUGCAUAUUUAGUUUCAGGGUUUAAAAUAGCCUCAUAUUUCAUAGAUCACCAAACUAUCUCAGGGGCCUACAUAUAUCCUGCUCUGGUGUAUCCACCUACUCGAAUUGUAUUUAAGAUUAUUUGCAUAUCGCCCAGGCAACUUUUAGUGACGCACAUCUUCCUGCAGCCCACGCUUUUAACUUUGAUUAAAUGACACAUUAUUGAAAAACCUAAACUGUUUAACUGGAGGUGACAACUUCUAUUUAUUUCUGCAUGGAAAUUUCUCACCUUGUUACGGCUCCCUCUGCCCACACAGAGUUGUUGGGCUGUUUGGUUUGAGAGCAGGAUGGGUACAGUCGACUGCAUGUAAAGACUCUCUGUUGCUUGGCGUGGGGUUUUAUGCAACAGGAUGUGGUUAGACAGACUGAUAAAGAUUCAGACCCAGAACACAGGCUUUGUUUUUUUUUUUUUUCUUGUUUCAAGGCGUGGGUGGAAAAUAAGCAGCAGGUAAAAAGUAAAGUAGGAGUUAUCACCCAAAGAAUAAAAAAGAACCAGUUUUCUGCUGUUUGUUAAGAGAGGAUCUUAACAAAUUCAACUCUUAAAACUGAACCCAACAUGCUUCAACCACAAACAUGUUUCACAUUUACUCUUUCACCAAAAUCUAAUAAGAUAUCAAACUCUGGUAUCUACAUGUGGUUCCUGCUAAUCUGAGAAGCUAAGUUACUUGGCGGUAUUCUUCUCAAAGAUGAGGACAGCGACAAUCUUUUCAUCUGACUCUUCCUCUAAAGGCAGCAAACUUAACCUUUCAAACUUUCAUGUUUUGGUGCCUCAACACUUUUAUUCCUCUCUUCUGACUUUUAGCUGGACAGCAAAUCUGGGAGGUGGAGGCCACAGUGGACCGAGACAAAACACAAGCUGUGAGUAAACUGGGUGGGAUUAUUCUACAUCACCACUCACACGCUUUUGAACAUUUUCUCGCGCUGUUACAAACCGACUGAGCCACAAAACUGAAAGCAAAACACAAAACCUCAUGUUUUCGCUGAAACACAUCCUUCUGUGUGUCACGUUGAGUGGCUAACCCUAGUUCUCACUGAUUUCAAUCUGCAACAAACCGAUAAGUGAUUUAAGCGACCAUGCAAAAAUGUUUCUCUGAAGUCUGAUCUCUUUCUGUUCAGAACAUGCUGUUCGUCGAGGUCCCGCCUUACAGAGAGCGGAGCAUUUCCCACCCCGCCAAAGUCAACUUCUACGUCGUCAACGGGAAGAAGAAACGCAGUCAGCCUCAGCAUUUCAUCUACACACCUUUAAUAGGUAUAAACCGAAACAAAGAUAAACAAAAUCUUCAACUCUACAUGAGUGAAAAGUGUGAAAAAUGUAUUUUAAGUCAUGCAUCUUUUUCAGAGAAAACAGGAAAUAGUAACACUUCAGUCAAACUCGCUCUAACAGCCUGAAAGCAGCUACAAGGAGUUUCUGUCUAUAAUCCCCAUUUACUGUGAAGCUUUACAAGAAAUGAGUCAUAGGAUGUAGGCAGCCAACUGAAGCCACAUUUUUUUGUAUAGGGGAACCACUUUCACUCGCUCCAAGGAAAGAGAAAUCUGUCUGUUUUCAUGUAUUAGUGAUUCAUAAUGGUUUCAAAUGGUUGAAACUUCCUUUUUUGUGACUCAGUGUCUUAAAUAUUACAACACUACGCUCUAUUGAUCAGAGGUGGGAGAUCCAGGGUAUCUUCAGUUACAAAACAAUCAGAGUUUGCAUCAGUCAGGCGGGCAGAUAUUAUCAGCCAAAGUAAAGUCAGAGUUAAAACGUAGCAGAGUUAAAUAUAAAUAGUAGAAUACAAAUAUCCUCAUUUUGAUGAAAGCUAAUAUAAGCUUGCAAAAUGGCGACUUACAAGGGUUGCUGAUAUUCCCCUCCACUCUAAGACAAACACUUUUGUUUUGGUCACAAGCAAGUUCAAAGUAAGAACAUGUCUAGACAAGUUCUGCAUUGCUGCCUGGGGGGCAGGCCCGGAUUUUAGCUUUCGUAUUGUUUUAACAAAUAGAAAGAUGCUUUUGUCUCUCAGUUGCUAUACAGCGUUUUUCAAGACUAGAAUAACUCAACAACUAUCUAGCUUUAAAAAAAAAGGUAAGCAGAGCGCUUUGUUAAGACCUGCAUGGUCACCAAUGAAUACAUUUCUCAAGUCAAGGGUAAACAAACUACAUUAAAAAGGCUUCAGAUCAUUUUCUAGACUUUUACCUGGUUGCUGCAAAAGUUGGCAGUCAAAAUCAAAGUUUGAAACAACUGGUCAACGGCAAAAGUUUGAGUUCUAACAGACUAACUUUGGAUGGUAAAACCAAUAAAUAUAUCGUUUUAAACAUCCCCACAUUAGCAUUAUUUUUGUUGGCAUGUUGUCCUAAGUUUCACUGUUUUUAAAGCAUAGCAAAGUGUUUCCUCUAAGCCUUGUCAGUUUUAAUAAUCCACCUCAUACUCCAUCUUUGAAUAAUCCUUGUUUUCUUUAUUUUAGCAAUCAAAGCAGAACCACUCGAUGACUUCCCACUGAAUUCAUACGGCUAUCCCGACAAUCAGUCCCUCCCUGGUCUGUCAAUGAAGUCCCUCUACCACCCCCUGGAGUACGAAACCAACCAGCAAGCCCUGAGUGUUUCGCCAUCUCUGUACCACCUGACCACUGUGGACCCCAGAGCCCACAUGUUAAUCCCUGACCCACUGGAUGACCAUCCAGUCUACUACCAGUCGAGAACCAGCACUCUGAUCAACAGCCCCAUGGUGUACCAAACUGCAAACCAAUGUUACAGCAACUGUGCUUCCUCCAUGGCCUCCCAUUCUGCACCCAUUCCCAGUCAGUGCGGCGGUGCCAGAGCGCCGAUGGGAAAACUGGGAGAAUAUCCUCUGGUUGGCGAUACAUACGAGGCCAGUCUGGUGUCAAGACAUCAGAGUUUGGUGCAGCCGGUGCUACCACUGGGCAAGUCACCGCCUACCAGAUACGCCCCAGGUCAGGCUCACAUGAAGGCUGUAAGCAGAGUGGAGGCAGGUGGUCUGACUUUGACCCAGAUCAGCUCCAGCAGAGUAAACCAUGAAGAACAAGCUCCAGAGAGAAUCACCAUCAAACAAGAAAUCAACCUGGAGGAUGGUGAGUAUUUCUAAAUGGUACUUAUGUGGGGGGCUGGGAUGCUUUUAUUUGGGUGCUGGUUUGACACUGACAACAUAAAAGACCACCCUCAAACCUCUGUCUCCAUGUGCAAACAAAGAAAAUCCGAUAUGCAUGCUUACUCUAAAGGUAUCCCAGUUAAAAAGUACGACUGAGACACAUGUUUGCAUCUAAAUGACAAACAUUUUCAAAAGCUGACUGCUUAAAACAGUGAAAAAAAACAAACAAACAAGCUGAACUGUUAGAUGACAUGUCAAAGCUUGGGGGAUGACUAAUUGUGGUCCAGUCUGCAAAUGCAUAGUAGCAUGCAGCAACUGUACGCUUGCAAAUCCUGCCUUGUGGUUAUGUUUUGGGCUUUUCUAUCCACCUUUAAGUCUCUCUCUCUCACACACAAACAUGCAAACAAGAAUCAAAACAAUAGAAGCUUUUUGAACAAAUCCAGUUGUUUUGAAAAGCUAUUAUAGAAAAUGCUUGAGAACUUUUAUGUAUUUAGGGAUGUGAAGUAAAGAUGCAAUGUCAACUGAAGUGAAACGGUAAGUUGUGUUUGCAUCAGGGCAAAGUUUCUGCUAACACCUCUGAGUUCAAAGACAGGAGCAGGAAAUGAUGUUUAUAUCGGUUAAUACUUUUCAACACUGAAAUGGAAAAAAAAAAGACCUUUGGCUGUGAAGCCUGGUACAAACUGGAGCACUGAUAAAAGUUUGGGUGUUUACAACAAUCUGUUUUUGCUGAGCAUCACAAGUUACAAACGUUUCUCUAUCAAAGCAAGAUCAGGUUAAAAUGUGCCUGAGCUGUCAGAAAAAAAAGCAGUAAAGAAGAAGUACGUAUUAGAAAUAAUGUUUUAACAAAGCAUAAUGAAUUUAUGUUUUAGUUAUGUUUCUUUGUGCAAAUGUUUCAUAAAGGCAAAGAUCUCAGAUCAGCCCAGAACAUACUCCACACACUGGACAUCUACGUUAAAUAAAAUAGAGACAUCUAGAGGAUGUGAAUAUAAUUGCAACAUUACACAUAAUUACUGCAGAGAUUGCAUGACAUCCUGGAUAGAUUUAUGCAUGAUAACUGAGCAGUUUGAUAAUGCCUCUUCAGCACUUUGCAGCAUGUACUAUCUCACUCCCGCCUCACUUUAGUCAGGCUUUACCAAAGUUAAAAAUGUCACAGACUACUCCUACAAGCAGAAAUAUCAUUGGUAAUACUCGCCCCUGACCCCAAACAAACAGGAAUAAAUAAGAUUAAAAGUAAAAGCGGAUUCAAAGGGGAAGCAUUUAGCAAAAUAGACGACAUAGAAACAGAUGGUAAUUUUCUCCCAGUUUAUAGAAAUUGUUUUGUUUUCUGUUAACUUACAAUGAGUCUUUGUGGGUCCUCUUCCUUGGAGGUUGUCAUCUUGCAUCACCAUGAGCCUGAGGAAGCACAAAAUAGACAAAUUAGUCAGAUAUGUUGAUUUUUUCUUUAAUGGGCCCACAAAAUGCAUCAGUUUAGCGAUUAAGAAGAAAAGGCAGCAUUUGUUGGACACAAACAUUGAUAGACGUUUGUAAUGUUAAAACUUAACAUGAGGUUUCCUGUCCUCAUAGACAACAGUCACAAUACAAAUAGAAGGUGUGAGCAGAGGGGGUGUUUCAACCAAGAAUCUGACCACAGGAUAACACUUAACAUAAUAUUUGAUAAGCAUAACCACAAAAAAUGUAAAACCUCAUUGUGGCUGUUAUAGUUAUUGUCUCUACAGUUUCUCACAAUUAUUUUGUUUUUCAGUGACCGAGAUCAUAAGAAGAGAAUUUAAAGGACAGAACGGAGACUGAUCCACAGCGGCCUGAUGUUCACGAGUCAUCAGUGGAAAAAAACAGAGACAAAUGCAAAUGUUCAAGUCAAACAUAACAAUAGGUCUGUUGAUGGUGUGUUAUGUCAACAGUUAAAAGAAUAUAAUAUAAUAAUAAAACAGAUCACUCACUGAGCAGUCUCUAUUUAACAACAACAGGAAUUUAUUAACUUAACGACUCUUUAACUCUCGAUAGAAGAUAAUGAGACAACAAUGAAUCUUUAACUCGUAUUUAGAAUGUGGAAACUGAAAAGUAGGAAAUCGAUUGAUAAAUUGUGUUCAGGUUGUUUUGUACAGCUUUGUAGUAGAGCGAUUCUUUAAGGCAAUAUUGACCUUUUAAACCCAGCUACCUUAUUUUAUAUUGAGCCUGGUCAGCACCUGAAGCCUUAUGAUAUAUAUUUACACUGUAGCCUCUGCAAAAGUAGCUGAUUUUUGUUUCACCUGGAAUCUCUUUUGCUUUUAUUUUAUGCAAUUUGACUGUUAUGUUUAUAUAUUUGUACCACUGCUAAAACGUGUAUUAUAUAUUUUAUACUUAAUAAACUGUUUUAUAUGAAUCAAUGUA
Molecule: messenger RNA, 15804 nt
Organism: Xyrichtys novacula (pearly razorfish)
Lineage: Eukaryota; Metazoa; Chordata; Actinopteri; Labriformes; Labridae
Source: the annotation of a GenBank genome assembly